Molecule: messenger RNA, 1754 nt
Organism: Conger conger (European conger)
Lineage: Eukaryota; Metazoa; Chordata; Actinopteri; Anguilliformes; Congridae
Gene: gghl
Product: gamma-glutamyl hydrolase
Exons: 9
Coding region: 363-1331 (322 amino acids)
Biological process (GO): tetrahydrofolylpolyglutamate metabolic process
Cellular component (GO): vacuole
Molecular function (GO): gamma-glutamyl-peptidase activity
Source: RefSeq, a predicted model, not a curated record
UCCUGACUCCUGCCCCACAUUUCAGCGCGAGGCACAGAAACAGUAGGCUAUGUAAGAUCACAGGGCAAAGUCUCGAGAAUAUGCACGGGUGUUCGUUCAAUGCAGUAACUUGCAUCAAGGUUACCUCUACGCUUCCUAUGGAAACUCCACGAUUGUAGGAUACACUGCAGAAACGUGAUUACACUAAACUGCUUCGUGCUUUCCAGACUUCCUUCUGAAUUUAUCUCCGGACUCUCCGGUUUUUGUUCCUCUAAACUGUAACCACUCCUCUUUUUCCAUUCCUAAAGCUAAUAACCAUCGUCACGAAUUCUCACAUUCAUAACUAAGUUGUUUGUUGGUGCUGAGGAACUCGUAGAAUUAGAAUGGAAAUGCCGGAGAAAAUGCUUAGUUUGCUAGUGUUUGCUAUGGUUUUUGUCUUCGGUGUGAGUGCUAAAGCUAUGUCACCUGGACCCGGUAAACCGGUAAACAACAGGCCAAUUAUCGGGAUUUUGGCGCAGCAAGUUGUGGAUAAGGCCAUGGACCGAUUUGGAAAGACUUAUAUCCCUGCCUCCUAUGUGAAGGAAAUGGAAUCAGGGGGAAGCCGAGUGAUGCCCAUAAGGUUGAAUCAGACCUUACCCGAAUAUGAGAAGAUCUUCAAAACAAUUAAUGGCAUGCUGUUCAUCGGGGGAGCGGUGAACCUGAAGACCUCAGACUACGCCCGAGCUGCCAAGGCCUUCUACCGGCUGGCCGUGGAGGCCAAUGAUGCAGGAGAAUACUUCCCCAUAUGGGGCACCUGCAUGGGGUUUCAGCUCCUGACCGUGCUGGUCGCAAGGGAGAAUCUGCUGAGCAACACUACAGCGGAGAACGUGGCCCUGCCCCUCAACCUGACAGCUGAAGCUCCGUCCAGUCGCAUGUUCCAGGGCUUUUCUGACGAGCUGCUGAAGGCUUUGUCCCACGAAAAUAUAACAGGAAAUUUUCAUCACUAUGGGAUCACUGAGAAGGCUUUCAGAGGAAAUGAGAGACUACAGCAGUUCUUUUCCAUCCUAUCCACAAACAUUGCAGAAAAUGGUGCUGAGUUUGUUUCAACUAUGGAAGGAAGGAAAUACCCGUUCUACGGGGUACAGUGGCACCCCGAAGUAAACCGGUUUCAGUGGAACCCCAAGAAGAACUACCCCCACUCUCAGAAUGCUGCGAGCGUGUCAUCCUCGCUUGCUACAUUUUUCGUCAACGAAGCCCGGAAGAGUUUCCACCACUUCCGUGACCCCGAGGAAGAGAGGGCAGCCCUCAUAUACAAUUACGCCCCUGUCUACGUGGGCAAUAUCUCCGGGUACGAACAGUCUUACUUCUUCUGAGGCGCUGAGGUUGCGCUCUCAUCCGUGUUCCUCCAGAACUGCUUCUCUUUCCCCCCCCGUGAGAGGACACUUAACAGCCGCACAAAGGUGUUCCGGACACUUCCAUGAAUCAACCCAGAGGAGGAGGUUGACAGACCCACCAGACGCAGCCAGGCGUGUGCAGGGGUAGGGCCCAUAUGUGGCUUGAGCCCCUUCCCCUUUGCCUUGUCAUCCUAAAGUAUCCACCCCCUGACCCCCGCCAAGAUUGCAGUUUACCCCCAAAAGAGUCCGCGGACACAAUUAAAAGUAUCUUGGUGAUAGCCAUUCAGCAACAGCCUUCUCCUUAUACACAUUUACACAUAUUCACAUUUGAGGAUGCGGUUUUACAAGGUAGGGGCCAAAUGACUUUUUUUCCCUCCAAUUAAUAAAAUGUUUUGAACCCCA